AUGGCUACAGCUUCAGUUGCUUUUAAGUCUAGGGAAGAUCAUAGGAAGCAAAUAGAAUUAGAGGAAGCUCGUAAAGCCGGGCUUGCUCCCGCUGAGGUAGACGAGGAUGGAAAAGAAAUCAACCCUCACAUUCCUCAGUAUAUGUCAUCUGCUCCAUGGUAUCUCAAGUCUGAAAAACCCAGUUUGAAGCAUCAAAAGAAUUGGAAAGUUGAUUCCGUCGGUAACAAAAAGAUAUGGUAUGAUAGAGGUGCAAAGAUCCACCAAGCAGAGAAAUACCGUAAGGGAGCGUGUCAAAACUGUGGUGCAAUGACGCACGAUGUAAAAGCAUGUAUGGAUAGACCUCGUAAGAUUGGAGCAAAAUACACAAACAUGCACAUUGCACCUGAUGAGAAGAUCGAGAGCUUUGAAUUGGACUACGAUGGGAAGAGGGACCGGUGGAAUGGUUAUGAUCCUUCAUCUUACCGUCAUGUGGUGGCUAGUUAUGAAGCAAAAGAUGAGGCACGAAAGAAGUACCUCAAGGAGCAGAAACUUAAGAAACUAGAGGAAAAGAUUAAUAAAAACGGUUGUGAUGGUGAUGCAACCAGUGAUGGGGAGGAAGAAGAUGACGAGUUAAGAGUCGAUGAAGCCAAGGUUGAUGAGAGCAAGCAGACGGAUUUCGCAAAGGUUGAGAAACGUGUUCGUACAACUGGUGGUGGUAGCACAGGAACUGUUAGGAAUCUGCGUAUCAGAGAAGACCCUGCAAAAUACCUACUCAACCUUGAUCUCAACUCAGCUCAUUAUGACCCUAAGACUCGAUCUAUGCGUGAAGAUCCACUUCCAGAUGCUGAUCCAAAUGAUAAGUUCUAUCUGGGAGAUAAUCACUAUAGAAACAGUGGCCAAGCUCUAGAUUUCAAACAGCUAAACGUUCAUUCAUGGGAAGCAUUUGACAAGGGACAGGACAUGAAUAUGCAAGCGGCUCCAUCCCAAGCUGAAUUGCUCUACAGGAACUUUAAGGCUGGAAAGGACAAACUCAAGUCUCAGACAAAGCAAACAAUCAUGGAAAAGUAUGGGGAUGCAGCUACAAGAGAUGAAAUUCCUAUGGAGCUUUUGCUUGGCCAAACCGAAAAACAAGUUGAGUAUGACAGAGCAGGGAGGGUUAUAAAGGGACAAGAGGUGGUAGUAAUUCCGAAAAGUAAAUAUGAAGAAGAUGUUCUAACUAACAAUCACACAAGUGUUUGGGGUUCUUGGUGGAAAGAUCACCAAUGGGGAUACAAGUGUUGCCAGCAAACCAUUCGCAACAGCUACUGCACAGGUUCUGCUGGAAUCGAAGCUGCAGAAGCGUCCCUUGAUCUGAUGAAGGCUAACAUUGCUCGCAAAGAAGCUUCUGAAGAGAGCCCAAAGAAGGUUGAAGAAAAAAGAAUGGCCUCAUGGGGAACCGAUACUCCUGAAGAUUUGGAAUUAAACGAGGAGGCACUAGCUAAUGCUCUUAGAAAGGAGGAUUUGAGUAGGAAGGAAGAAAAAAACGAGAGGAAACGCAAAUACAAUGUGGAAUACACCAACGAUGUGACUCCAGAAGAGAUGGAAGCUUACAGGAUGAAGAGAGUUCACCACGAUGAUCCAAUGAAAGAUUUCCUCGGCUGA
Camelina sativa (false flax) is the source of this 1620-nucleotide messenger RNA. Its product is annotated as pre-mRNA-splicing factor SLU7-A-like. Gene Ontology annotation, biological process: mRNA splicing, via spliceosome. Gene Ontology annotation, molecular function: pre-mRNA 3'-splice site binding. The record is from RefSeq and is a predicted model, not a curated record. NCBI's taxonomy places the organism in Eukaryota, Viridiplantae, Streptophyta, Magnoliopsida, Brassicales, Brassicaceae. Gene Ontology annotation, cellular component: spliceosomal complex.